AUGGUUACUAUGGGAUUAAAUUCUGUUAAUCAAGGAGGAAAAUCUGAAUCAUUCAAGCUGAGUGUUUAUGACGCCGUCCUGGAGCCCGGUGUCACCGUAACGUCUGUGAGCAGCGAGCGCUGCACCCUGCUGUGUGCUGUGGACCAACUGAGUGGAGGGACUCUCUCCUGGUAUCAAGGAGAGGUCCUGGUGAUCCAGAGCAGCACCCAGCGCUCUCUCCCUCUGACCGUGGACAGGCUGGGUCUCCGGUCCUCCUACCGCUGUGUGUCUGCCAACCCUGCUGGGAACCUCACCACGUCAGUCGACGCUAAGACGUCCUGCCCAGUAGAACAGCUCACUGGUGAUGAAGAUGAAGAGGAGUCUAACAGGCUGGUCCGGAUUGUGAUUCCGAUCAUCUGUGGUGUUACAUUCAUCCUAUUCGUAUCUGUCAUCAUAUUCUUUGUUGACAGACAUCUCCAAGCUUCAAUCCAGCGGGAACGUUGCGUUACACAGCAGGAGGAGCUGCAACACGUACGUCAGAUACAACCAGAUACAAGGCAAAGAGAACUUAAAGGAAUAAUCGUUCUUGGAUCAAACCAUCCUAGCCGCCUGGUGUCAGUAAAACAUUUGUUACCAAAAAAAGGAUGACUCUGUUUGCAUUUAGUGUGCGCCCCCCGGCACGAAUAUAACAACAGCACAAAUUGAGCAAUAUAGCACUUGGGUCUUUUGGACCCAAGUGAUCAAUGUGCUUCAGCCCAUAUGGAUCCAUAUAAUGAAUCACCCUACAAUUACAGUGAAUCUCCCUGCACGUUCAGUGAAUCACCCUACCAGUAGAGUAGGGUAAAUCUGAACAUUGGCUUCCUGUUGGAAGACCUUCCUGAGACCAAUCUGUUAUUUAUUCCCAGAGUAUACAAAAAACAUGGGAAAGCAGGAUUUAGUUAUGCAACAAAUAGCUGGAAUAAACUCCCUGAGGAUUUAAGACUUGCCCCAACUCUGACAACUUUUAAAACAAUA
Gadus morhua (Atlantic cod) is the source of this 993-nucleotide messenger RNA. RefSeq lists its product as uncharacterized. The record is from RefSeq and is a predicted model, not a curated record. NCBI's taxonomy places the organism in Eukaryota, Metazoa, Chordata, Actinopteri, Gadiformes, Gadidae. The coding region runs from base 1 to 627 and encodes 208 amino acids. The transcript has 6 exons.